AUGGCAGUCCUCCAAGACCUCCCCAACGAGAUCAUCUACCAGAUCCUCUCCGCUCUCUACAGCUCCUACAACCCCAAGCUCGACCCCACCCCCCGCCUCAACACCUUCCUCGCCCUCGGCCGUGUCUCCCGCCGCCUCCGCAAGAACGCCGAGCGGUUCAUCUACCGGACCGUCGACGUCGGCUACAGCCCGACCUCCACGUCCAAGCACAAAAGGCCCUGGCAGCUCCUCCGCACGCUCAUUGCCCGCCCGUACCUCGCGGCGUACAUCAGGAGCAUCAGCAUCAGAUGGGGAACGGAGCACAAGCCGAAGGUCACAUCGCACGAGAACGCCCUCUUUACCGCUGCCGCAUCGAAGCUCGGCCUCGAGCUCGCGGUGAGAUGGGAGGGCGACCAGGCCCUGCUCCUGUGCCACAUGUUGAAAAACGUCGAGACACUCGCCAUCAGCUACCCGCCCGACUUCGGGCCCAACCUCACCGAUCCGUUCGGGCUCCUCCGGGAGUACGGCCCCUCCGUCCCCGCCCCCGGCGUACCACCCCUCUCCACAACCGGCAUGCAGGGCAUCCACACCCUCACCGUCCACUCCGAGUCCACCACCACCGCGCAGCACAUCAUCCCCAUGCUCCUCCUCCCCAACCUCAGAACCCUCACGGCCCACCACGUCACCACCACCGCCGCCCUCCUCCCCGAGAACCCCGCGUGGCACGGCGCCUCCCGCGUCACGCACCUGCGCCUGCUCGCCUGCGAGCUCCACGGCUCCACACUGGCCAUCAUGUUCCGCGUCGCCAGCAAGCUCAAGCACCUCGAGUACGACGACGCCGGCGGCCGCUUCAACCCCGCGCACGCCUGCGACGAGGCGUUCGCGGCCGCGCUGCAGAUCGUGCGCCCGACGCUGCAGCACCUCGCCGUCAACCUGGCGAAGGUGCAGGCACGCGACGGCACCCACGGCAAGGUCGGGUCGCUCAAGGCCUUCCCGCUGCUACGAGAGGUAGUCUGCAAUUAUGGGGCUAUCUGGGGGAUGACGUUCGCCACCUUUACGCCCGGGGUUGCGUGGCGGUUGGAGUUUGCGGCGGCGCUGCCGGCGGCGUUGGAAGCGCUGGAGGUAUGGCUGCCGUGGGAGUUUACCAUGAGCUGGUUGGGGGAGUUGCUGAAGGAGAAGGAGACACGGUUUAGGUUCUUGAAGAUCAUCAGGAUGUAUCCGAUGGGCAAGUAUGGGAGCAGGGGGAAGCGCUUCAUCAAGAAGUUUAGGAGGAAGGCGGAGAGGGUGGGCGUCAAGGUUGGGGUGGCGAAGAUGGUGGGUGAUCGUAUUGCCGGCUAUGAGUUUUCUUGA
Messenger RNA from Morchella sextelata, 1329 nucleotides. RefSeq lists its product as uncharacterized. The transcript has a single exon. The record is from RefSeq and is a predicted model, not a curated record. Lineage: Eukaryota; Fungi; Ascomycota; Pezizomycetes; Pezizales; Morchellaceae. The coding region runs from base 1 to 1329 and encodes 442 amino acids.